Molecule: messenger RNA, 2280 nt
Organism: Pyricularia pennisetigena
Lineage: Eukaryota; Fungi; Ascomycota; Sordariomycetes; Magnaporthales; Pyriculariaceae
Exons: 3
Coding region: 1-2280 (759 amino acids)
Molecular function (GO): ADP binding
Source: RefSeq, a predicted model, not a curated record
AUGAUCUACCCAAACGAGACCAAGAAGGGUGCAGACUAUGCAACCCGAGGUUGCCCCCACCUCGACAAGUGCUCAGCGAGUCCCAUCUGGCGACUUGCUGUUGAGCGUGUCGUCGACCAGGCCGAUGACCUGAUUGUACUGGCUGAGAUUGGUGGCCUAGACUAUCCCACAGGCAUCGCCAACAAGAGCCAGCGGUCCAUCGCCCGCGCGACCAGAGUACUGGUUCCAUUUUCCCAGAACCUGCCAGCCUGGAAGCUUGUCAUCGACUUCGCCGCUGUCCUCGCCGCUCUGUUUAGCUUCCAGUACCAUAUGGAACCAUCAGACCGGCUACUCGCAGCUGUUGUUGGCACAUGGAUGGCCUGCCGUGCCGCCCUGGCUUGGGUACAGGCGGCGGCCAAGGCGACGGCCGACCUAAACUCGUAUCUGGGUGAGAUGUGCCUGUCCAUGCCUCAGCUGCACGCUGCGGAGGAGGGAUAUCUCACACAAAGCGCUCGGGAUGCCCUUCUAGAGAUGUACAUAUCCCUGGCACAGCAUUUGAUCCAUGCUCUGCGAUUCAUCGAAUCCCACCAGCGCGUGCUCCUUCACCAGAGGGCAUGGACAAGACUUGCCAUCCAGAGCGCAUCGGCAGUGUGGCAGCACAAAAGGCUAGUGGCAGUUGCGGAGGCGGAAUGCUUAAGAAGCAAAUCUUCUCAAGAACUCCUUGGACUUGUCCAACAGAAGAAUUCUUAUGGCAAUGUUCCCGCACGGUUCAGUUCUCGCUUUCAUGGUAGAGAGGAUGUCCUGCAGGCGAUGGUGAUUGCGCUACGUCCUGGGCAAGUUGGUGGUGAUGAACUGAAAUCUUUCGUGCUCUUCGGCAUCGGUGGGGUUGGAAAAACUGAGAUAGCCCAUCAAUACGUGGCUCGACAUCGUAAAGAUUAUUCGGCGAUCUUCUGGGUCAACGCCUCCAACCUCGAGACGUUGCGGGAGAGCUUUGAGGAGAUCGCCCAGCUGAUUGAAACAGAGGUUCGGGGCUCGCAGUCUCCUAUGACCAAAGUACACAACUGGCUUAACGAAACGGAGACAGGUCAAAACUGGCUUAUGGUAGUGGACGGAGCAGAUGAUCUGGAGGUUUUGGAGAAGUUUUGGCCGGGCAACGGCCGUGGUUCAGUCCUUGUCACGACGCGAGACCACACUGGCGCACAGGAGCGAGGGCUGGACUCGGCUUACAAUGUCCGGCCAUUCAAACCAGUCGAGAGCGGCAAGUUCUUGUUGGACACUUUAGGGAUGUACAACGCAUCCCCGGAUGACCAAGCAGUCGCCAAUGGUGUCGCGGGUCGGCUCGGCCACCUCCCACUCACCAUCAAACAGGCCAGCGGAUUCAUCGUCCGCAGACAACUGUCGCUGUGCGAUUUCAUGUGCAAGUACAGGAUGCCACCCGACGCGGAUGAGAUCGACGAGUUGAAAUCAUGCGCAGGGUACCCACAGACCGUCGCGACCGUAUGGAAGGACACAUUCUCUAGGACCACCAAAAAGGCUAUGCUUUUCUUGAACAUUCUUGCCUUCAUGCAGCCCAAGGGGGUCACUGAGGAUGUCCUUGACCGAGGAACCGUGCUCCUAAGGAGGGCGCAUCCAGAGAUGGGAAGAGAGGGCUGGAAACUGAUGAUCUUCAUGAACGAGGGUAUGGAACUGUCAGAAGCGCAGGAGGUUCUGCUCAAGUGGGGUCUGAUAUCCCGGGAUUCGCAGACCGGAUUCGUAUCGAUGCUCCGGGCGGUCCGUCAGCAAGUCAUUCGCCGGCUGGAACUCGCCGAGCGCGAGCACUUUUCUUUUAUUGCAAAAGAGAUCCAGCGCCUGAUUGCGGAAAAGGACGAGGAAGAAAAGACUGGAAAAACGGUGCCGGAAUCUGCGGUGUGUAUGCAGAAGAAGCAACAGCCGGAAGCUGUGAAGCUAAUCCCCAAGCGGCCGAUCGCACUGAGCCCUCAUCUCGCCAAGGCAGCAGGGGACAGAGCUUGGGAAGCCAAUACACCAGCCGGACCGCCCCGGGGUAGGAUUAUGUUAGAAUUUGCGGCAUACUUAGCAGCCCGUAACGGGACUUCCCAGGCCGACUCACCGGCCCCACCAUUGAAGAAGAGAACUUUGGCGGAUUCUGCGGCUUCUGUGGCGACACAACCGCCAGGAGGAGGAACGAGCAGCGUGCCGCCUGUGGUGAUGAGCGCCGAGCAAGCCAGAGCGGGAGAGGCUAUGACUUGCAAAAUCAACGCGCAGGCCCAACCGUCCCAGAAUGAUUCUCCGCAAGAUCUGUAG